Hypanus sabinus (Atlantic stingray) is the source of this 5636-nucleotide messenger RNA. RefSeq names its product zinc finger protein 229-like. The record is from RefSeq and is a predicted model, not a curated record. The transcript is spliced from 2 exons. Lineage: Eukaryota; Metazoa; Chordata; Chondrichthyes; Myliobatiformes; Dasyatidae. Gene Ontology annotation, biological process: negative regulation of transcription by RNA polymerase II; regulation of cytokine production; regulation of immune system process. The coding region runs from base 862 to 2298 and encodes 478 amino acids.
GCGCAGGGGGUUUGGUAGCUGGUGGCAGGUUAGAAACGGCAAAGAACUUGUGUAUGGGGAUCUGAAACGUAACAACACGUGGUUUGCUCUCUCUGUCCAGAUUUGUAACACCAAUUUAUCUGUUGUUGAUCCUUGGAGAUGAGGAAUUAUAUCACCCAGCUGGAAAUGUGCUUUGUCUCUGAAAAGAAGUUUUCUGUUUUAACUCAAUCAAGUCCAUUGGAACUGGGGUGCUGAGAAGGACACCAUCAUUUGUUCACUGGAGAUCAGGUCUUCAACUGCAUUGGUUGUACGAGGGAAUCACUACAUCUGACUUUCUGAAUUGUUGGAAAAUUGAUUGCAGGGGGAUAUCAUUCUCCUCUCAUUGUGGGAAGGGAUUCACUCACUCAGCCCACCUGCAGAGACUCUAGUGAGUUUACACCUGGGAGAGGCCAUUCACCUGCUCUGUGUGUGGGAGGGAUCUAGUCAGGCAGCCAGCCUGAAGAUCAUCCAACAAGUUAGUUCCAUAGUGAGAUGAUUCGUCUGUUUUGUGGAAAGUGAUUCAUUCUGUCAUCCAAGCUGAAAAUACAUCAGGAAUUUCACACUGGUGAGAGGCCGUGCACCUGCUCAGACUGUGGGAAGAGAUUCAGUCACUCAGCCCACCACAGACACACCAGUGAGUUCACAAGGGAAAGAGGCCAUUCGACUGUUCCCGUGUAUGAGAAGUGUCAACCGAUCAGCAAAUUCACACUCGGUAUCAGGCAUGACCAAUUGAUACCCCAGUCGGUUCAAACUGAGGAGAAGCUGUUCACCUGCGCAGACUUGGGGGAAGGGAUUCAUUUGGUCAUCUGACAUACUGGCACACCAAUCAGUUCACAUUGAGAAAUGCCAUUCACCUGCUCAGACUGUGGGAAGGGCUUUACUCAGUCAUCUCAACUGAAAGUACAUCAGCGAGUUCACACUGGGGAGAGGCCGUUCACCUGCUCAGACUGUGGGAAGGGAUUCACUCAGUUUUCCCACCUACAGACGCACCAGCGUAUUCACACAGGAGAGCGGCCAUUCACCUGUACUGUGUGUGAGAAGGGAUUCACUCAGUCAUCCCAACUACUGGCACACCAGUCAGUUCACACUGGGGAGAUGCCAUUUACCUGCUUAGACUGCGGGAAGGGAUUUCCUCGGUCAUUUCAACUGAAGGUACAUCAGCGAGUUCACACUGGGGAGAGGCCAUUCACCUGCUCAGACUGUGGGAAGGGAUUCACUCGGUCAUCAAAUCUACAAACACACCAGCGAGUUCACACAGGAGAGAGGCCGUUUAUUUGCUCUGUGUGUGGGAAAGGAUUCACUCGGUCAUCCCACCUACAGACACACCAGUUAGUUCACACUGGAGAGAGGCCGUUCUCCUGCUCAGAGUGUGGGAAGGGAUUUACUCAGUCAUCUCAACUGCUGGCACAUCAGUCAGUUCACACUGGGGAGAAACCAUUCAUCUGCUCAGACUGUGGGAAGGGAUUCACUUCGUCAUCUCAACUGAAGGUACAUCAGAGAAUUCACACUGGGAAGAGGCCGUUUACCUGCUCAGACUGUGGGAAGGGAUUCACUCAGUCAUCCAGCCUACAGACACACCAGUCUGUUCACACUGGGGAGAAACCAUUCACCUGCUCAGACUGUGGGAAGGGAUUCACGCAGUCAUCCCAACUGAAGGUACAUCAGCGAGUUCACACUGGGGAAAGGCCGUUUAUUUGUUCAGACUGUGGGAAGGGUUUCACUUCAUCAUCUCAACUGAAGGUACAUCAGCGAGUUCACACUGGGGAGAGACCAUUCACCUGCUCAGUCUGUGGGAGGGGGUUCACUCAGUCAUCUCAACUACUGGCACAUCAGUCAGUUCACACUGGGGAGAAACCAUUCACCUGCUCAGACUGUGGGAAAGGGUUCACUCAGUCAUCUGACCUACUGGCACACCAGCGAGUUCACACUGGGGAGAGGCCAUUCACCUGCUCGGACUGUGGGAAGGGAUUUACUCACUCAUCCAACCUACAGAGACACCAGUCAAUUCACACUGGGGAGAAACCGUUCACCUGCUCAGACUGUGGGAAAGGAUUCACUCAGUCAUCUGACCUAUUAGCACACCAGCGAGUUCACACUGGGGAGAGGCCAUUCACCUGCUCAGACUGUGGGAAGGGAUUUACUCAGUCAUAUCAACUGAAAGUACAUCAGCGAGUUCACACUGGGGAGAGGCCGUUCACCUGCUCUGAAUGUGGGAAAGGAUUCACCCAGUCAUCCCACCUUCUGGCGCACUACCGAACUCACGCUGGGAAAAAAAUUUAAAUAAGCUGCAUGCCGGAUAUUUAACCAUCACAGUUGCUGCAUCCAGAGGCAAAUCCAAAAGACACUGUUGGUGUUGAACUCAGUAAUUAUUGCUUUUGCUUAUCACACCCAGUUCUAUACCCUGCCCACUGGACAUGAGAGGAGUUUCUUCUGUUGAUGUUCACCUUUAAAGGGAUUAGAGCUUAAUAUUCUGGAUCUGUGACAAAUAAAUCAGUUUUACUUUAAAAUCUGUCUCGGGUACCUAGUGAAUCUACAGCACAGUGUACAGUAGGGAGUUGUUUCACUGGAUCUGCCAGUGUUUCUGUACCACAAAAGUCCCUUUAAAUCCUUCCCUGCUGUCCACCUCUCACUCUCGCUAUGGUUUGGAAUCCAAACAGUACCACUCUGUAGGUUUCCUUUGAAUUUCCUGCAGGACUUUCUGUCAUCUGAAGAUGAUGAUGAGCUGAGUUCAGUCAUGUUUGACACAUUCUUCGUCCCUCAAAUCUCUGGGCUGAGGAAGAAUGAGAUUUGUAGUUAACCUCCUUAUUCCCUGCUCAUUUCAAUAUGAUAUGGUCAUUUUCACUCCUGUAGGGGUGGGUCUUACACAGCUGGGUUCACCACUGUCCUCUUAAAGUCUGAAUGCAGAAUGGGGAACCAUCUGUUCAGUGGAGCAGAGUCAGAAACCAGAGCUAAUUCAGCACUGGGCAGAGUUUGGGGCUCUGGACAGUGGUAGGGGUAAUAACAUAAUGUUGAGCAGAAAACAGAGCAGUGGGCAUGGCAGUGUAGCAACAUUUGUAAGCUGAUUGACAGAAAAAGAUUAGGUUGAUUUUGACUUGACACGCACACACAAUGUCUUGACAUUGAGUGUAUUGCUUGUGGAAGCUUGCUGUGUUGAAUUGUCUACUGCGUUCUCCUAAAAAUAUUGACUGGGUUGGUGCCAUUUGGCAGAGGGGAGGCAAUGCUUGUAAACACUUUUGAAUGGCACUGUUCUUACCCAGAAAUCUCUGAGCUUCAAAAGUUACUGUCACUGUGCCACAGGUGUUGAAAGUCUAAAGUUCUGUCAAAAGGCACGCAUGCGUUCAGUGGAGAAAAGGCUCUGGGUCAUAUAAUGCCUCUUUUAGAUAAGCAGAUGCAUGAUUUUCUACCAAUUGAAGUGGAGCAUUGAGAUUAGGUCUGAUGUCUAGAACCAGCUGAUGUCCAUAGCUCAGUAGACGUAGUUGAGUAGAUAUAAUGAGAAUAGUUGAAAAUGAGGCCUAAAAGAAAGAACUGGGUUCAACAUCCAGUGAAUUAAAAUGUCAGUUAGAGCUGCACAGGAUAUAAAAACUCCUUGUGUCACUUUUUGUUCUUGAGUAAAUCACUUUUGUUGAGCGUCAGCUGGUUCUGGAUCCUUCUGUCAAGUGAGGCCAUUGUUUCUUCUUUUCUGUCUGGGUGUAUGAUGAUAAUGACUACCUCUGUCUUGGGUGACAAGUGACCUGUGGCAUUCAUAUCAUGAUAGUACCAAGCAUUAACAAUCUCUUGAGAAAAUCUAAUCACCUGCCCUUCACAUUCAUUGUCAUUGCCAUUGCUGAGUUCCAAACUGUCAGUCAUCUCAGGGCCACAGUAAUCAGAAAGUCUCCUGGAGCAGUCAUACAAAUGCUGUGUACUCCUGGUAGGGCAGAGGGACAUACCCAGAACUGUUAAGGUCUAGCAAUUGACAGAGACACACUGAGCCAAAUCAUAGACAGAUGAAGGGCAGGAUUGUUCCAUUAUGAUACAGACAGGUGGACAGUCAGGGAACGAUGCUAAGUCCAGAUGCUUGGACUGUGACCAGAUAGAAGAUGAGCAUUUGUUCUCUUAACUUGUGUGGAGCCUCAUUGUGAAGCCAGAGCUCAUCUUGGAGACAAAAACUGUCUCAUCUGAAAUGCUGUCAUCCAUCCAUUAAUGUCUUUUGUAAACUUUUUACACAGCAGAAAAUGAAAAGGAGUUGUGUUUGGCAAUCUCAAACACAACACCUGAUCUGUUCUGGUCUGAAUAUCAGUUCACCACUACUUGAAUACCAUUGAUUUUUUGAAUGUGGUGGUGGAGCUGCUAGAUAGUAUUGAGAUAGAUACCACACCUGGACAUGUGUUGAGUGUAGGGAUGAGAUUUGGAUGAAGCAAUUUGGAGAUAAACCUUGUAAGUUGUCUUUGAAUUAUUUAAGGAGUAAACAGAUGUUUCCUUUGUAACAUCUGCUUUUUAUCUGUGAGGCAAUUUCCUCAGUCACCCUCAACCUGUCAUAAGGGGAUGUGAGACUAGACCCAAUUGCAGGACACAGGCACUGAAGUACUGGGGGCAGGACGGGACAAGCUAAAGGAUAGGACAAGGUGUGGAGACCGUGGCAUUCAGAGAUGAUCUUGGAGCUCAGAGAGAUCUUGAGGCUUGGCUAGAGGCGGGGGUCUCGAGGCUUGGCUAGAGGAUGAGUUCUUGAGGCUGGAGUCUUGGGGCUUGCUUGAGGCUUGGCUAGAGGCAGGGGUCUUGAGGCUUGGCUUGAGGAUGGGUUCUUUGAACUAGGAAUACUGGGAGGAUAGCCCCCUGGGCAGGCCGCAGAACUCCUGAGCAGGGCCCAGACCUCCCAGGCAGGACACAGGGGCCUGGGCAGGUCGCGGGGCACAACCUGUCGGAGGUGAGUGAUAGGAAGGGGCAGAGUCCUCCGCCGGGCUACGGCAAUCUGGCCUGGCUUACCCGAUGGAGGCAAGGAAUAGGAAGGUCCAGGGUGAGUUGAAGACUCGGGCAGGCUAUGGAGCAGCCCAGUCCAUAACUCACUCCCAGAACUCAUCGUUAACAGUGGUACUCCAAGCCGGGACAGACAGAACGACCUCCCCAACUAUACUCAAUCCCAGAGCCCCUUAUAUUCACAGCCAACCGAUAGGCAUCAGGUGUGCCUCCUUGAGCCCAACCAAGUUAAGAUGAUCCUCAGGUGUGACUAUUUGAGUUCAAGGCGAAACGAGGGGUGGUUGAAGGACCUGGAGUCCGUGGACUGGAUCAAGAACUGGAAUGCAGACUUCGGACCCGACUAUAUCACAACCAUUAAGUUCAUGAACUACAGGUGAUAAAUUCGCUCAGUUUCACUUGCCCCAAUACUGAACUGUUCCCAUAAGCUAUGGAUUCCCCUUCAAGGACUCACAUCUCAUGUUCGCAAUAUUUAUUGCUUAUUUGUUUAUUAUUACUUUGUAUUUACAGUGUGUUGCCUUUUGCACAUUGGUUGUUGAUCAUCAUGCUUGGUAAGGUCUUUAAUUGAUUCCACGGUGGUUCUUAAAUUUACUGUGUAUGUUUGCAAGUAAACAAAUCUUGGGGUUGUAUAUGGUGAUGUGUAUGUACUUAGCUAAUAAAUUUAUUUUGAA